Messenger RNA from Pochonia chlamydosporia 170, 1002 nucleotides. RefSeq lists its product as hypothetical. NCBI's taxonomy places the organism in Eukaryota, Fungi, Ascomycota, Sordariomycetes, Hypocreales, Clavicipitaceae. The coding region runs from base 1 to 1002 and encodes 333 amino acids. The record is from RefSeq and is a predicted model, not a curated record. The transcript has 2 exons.
AUGGCAAAUAUAAGGCGUUGCCGAGUAAAGUGGACGUUUGAUGUCCUUCUUAUGGCUACAUCUCAGAAAUUCGAUGCUACUGACCAGCGGGACAAGAUUUUUGGCUUGCUCGGUAUGGCCGAGGAGACUCACGAUCCUGCCCUCUGUCCAGAGGCGCUCCGGCCCAACUACCACCUCAGUCUCAGCCAAGUCUACCGCAACGUUGCAAUUUACCUCAUCUACUCUCGCCGCAGUUUCGUGUCGUUGACGCGGUGGGUUGUUCCUCAGACCUGUGUUGGAAGGUUCCGAAGACUAGGUGUCCGUUCAGAUCCUCUGCCAUCUUGGGUGCCAAACUGGACUGUAUCGCCACCUGGUGUCGAGUAUAGGCGAAAUUUUGUCUGGAUCGACUACUCAGUCACAGGGGACAGACCCAGUCUAGGCUUUCCGAGCAUGUACAAUGCCUCGAAAGGCCAGAAGGCCAGCCUUAGCCGAUAUGAUCAAGGCAAUGUGUUGUGCGUGCGCGGCCUGCUUCUGGACGAGGUCCUUCAAUCAUGCGCCUUUUCUCUCCCUACAGCGCAGCGGUCAAGAGCGGCAUCGAGGAAGCAGAUGGAACUUUUGCAGCACUUUUGGAACAUGGCGACCGAUAUAAGUACCAUUAACACGAUAUCCCUGGCAAAAUCUUUCGUCACUGUCACCACAGCAGACCAGUCGCAGCUUGGACAAGUCGAACCUGAGCAAAUGAUAAGAGAUGGAGCUGCAUACAUCGUCAGUACGAUUGAUGGGAACGGUCUAGUUUACCAAGAGACUGCGGCAGAGGCUACGAACGUCUCCUGGCUGGAGUAUGCUCUGCGAGCUGUGUGGUGCGGCUUCCAAGCUCGACGGCCACGAUCAACUCGGCUGUGGUCUGAUGACCUAGUCAACGCUCUGAAGCAGCUCGCACAAGGUGGCAAAGCAGAUGCAUACUCCAUCUUGGCCCGCCGAAGCAGUCCUAAACAGUCUUGGAAUGUAGACUCACAGUCGUGA